AGAGUGUGGUUGCUGUAGUAACCAUCACACCCUCCCUCCUUUCACCUCCAUUCUCUCUCUCUCUCUCUCUCUCUCACUCGCUCUCUCUCUCUCUCUCUCUCUCUCUCUCUCUCCUCCCCUCCACCUCUGUGCUGGUUUAUGCUCGUGUCUCCUUUCUCUUCCCAUCCGGUUUGUCCUCACCUCUCCUGGACGCGCUCCUCUCACACUGCCAGCGGAUGACACGCCAGGAGGAGAAGGAGGAGGAAGAGGAGACAAGGAGAAGCUGCUGUCUCUUCUCUCCUGUCUUUCCAUUACUUUAAAAAAAAGAAAAAAGAAAAAAGAGAGAGAGAGGGAUCCAAAACCUGAGCAGGGCAACAACCAAAAGAAAGGACACACAGGAUUAUACAAACGUCCAUAAAAGAAAAGACCCUACUCUUCUCCAUUCUCCUUUUCAAGGAGGGCAUUUUUCUUCCCUUUCCCCCCCUUUCCUUUUCUACCCCGAUUUUUUCCUCUGAGAUCCCGGUUUUGUCAAUUAGAGCCCCUGAACUUCUCUGGGAUUUCAGGUGAGGCACGCGUGUGUAGUGUGUGGUGCUUCUUCCAUUUUUUGUACCACCUAUCAUGGCUCACGCGGCCUCCCAAUUGAAGAAGAAUCGGGGGGAAGUGGAUGUGAAUGCAUUAGAGGACGAGAAGGAGAAGCGGAGGAAGAGCAGGAGAGCAGCGUCCCGGGAACAAAAGAGAAAGUCUGACAGUAAUGCAAGUUACCUGCGAGCUGCCCGGGCAGGAAACCUUGAAAAGGUCCUCGACUACCUCAAGUCUGGGGUUGAGAUCAACAUUUGCAAUCAGAAUGGUCUAAACGCUCUCCAUCUAGCCUCCAAGGAGGGGCAUGUAGAGGUUGUUGCUGAGCUGCUGAAGCUCGAAGCCGCUGUGGAUGCAGCCACUAAGAAAGGAAACACUGCUCUGCACAUAGCCUCUCUGGCCGGCCAAACGGAAGUCGUCAAAGAGCUGGUCACUAAUGGAGCCAAUGUCAACGCACAAUCUCAGAAUGGCUUCACCCCUCUGUACAUGGCAGCCCAGGAGAACCACCUUGAGGUGGUGCGGUUCCUUCUGGAGAACAGCGCCAGCCAGAGUAUGGCCACUGAGGAUGGCUUCACCCCUCUGGCAGUGGCGCUACAGCAGGGCCAUGACCAGGUCGUCUCCCUGCUUUUGGAGAACGAUACAAAGGGCAAGGUACGACUACCUGCCCUGCACAUCGCUGCCCGCAAGGACGACACCAAGGCCGCGGCCCUGCUCCUACAGAACGACCACAACGCUGACGUUGAGUCCAAGAGUGGUUUCACCCCCUUACACAUCGCCGCUCACUAUGGCAACAUAAACGUGGCCACGCUACUGCUGAACAGAGGGGCAGCUGUGGACUUCAUGGCUCGGAAUGACAUCACACCGCUACAUGUGGCAUCAAAACGGGGAAACAGCAACAUGGUCAAGUUGUUGCUGGACAGAGGGUCCAAAAUCGAUGCAAAGACCAAGGACGGGCUAACACCUCUUCACUGUGGGGCGAGGAGCGGGCACGAGCAGGUGGUAGAGAUCCUACUAGACCGAGGAGCUCCUUUCUUGUCCAAGACCAAGAACGGUCUGUCUCCGCUCCACAUGGCCACUCAGGGGGACCACCUGAACUGUGUGCAGUUCCUGCUCCAGCAUGACGUCCCAGUGGAUGACGUCACCAAUGACUACCUGACGGCGCUGCACGUCGCCGCUCACUGUGGUCACUACAAGGUGGCAAAGCUCAUCGUGGACAAGAAGGCCAACCCUAACGCCAAGGCUCUGAAUGGUUUCACUCCGCUUCACAUUGCCUGCAAGAAGAACAGAGUGAAAGUGAUGGAGCUGCUGCUAAAACAUGGGGCGUCUAUCCAGGCUGUCACUGAGUCUGGCCUGACGCCGAUCCAUGUUGCAGCCUUCAUGGGUCAUGAGAACAUUGUCCAUGCACUGACGCAGCACGGAGCCUCACCCAACACAACCAACGUGCGAGGUGAGACGGCUCUCCACAUGGCAGCGAGGGCAGGCCAGGCAGACGUAGUCCGAUACCUGCUUAAGAACGGAGCCAAGGUGGAGACCAAGUCCAAGGAUGACCAGACAGCGUUGCACAUCUCCAGUCGGCUGGGCAAAGUCGACAUCGUACAACAGCUGCUGCAGUGCGGCGCCUCUGCCAACGCUGCCACCACCUCAGGCUACACCCCCCUACACCUGGCUGCCCGGGAAGGACACCAGGAUGUUGCUGCCAUGCUGCUGGAGAACGGGGCCUCGCUCUCUUCUUCCACUAAGAAAGGGUUCAGCCCCCUGCAUGUGGCAGCAAAGUACGGCAAGAUGGAGGUAGCCAGUCUCCUCUUACAGAAAAGGGCUUCGCCUGAUGCUGCAGGAAAGAGCGGGCUAACUCCACUGCAUGUAGCCGCUCACUACGAUAAUCAGAGAGUGGCUCUGCUGCUGCUGGAUCAGGGAGCUUCUCCACAUGCUGCCGCCAAGAAUGGCUACACGCCACUCCACAUCGCUGCCAAAAAGAACCAAAUGGACAUUGGGACCACACUGCUGGAGUACGGCGCCGACACCAAUGCUGUCACGCGGCAAGGCAUCAGCCCCAUUCAUCUGGCGGCACAGGAGGGCAGCGUGGACCUGGUGUCACUGCUCCUGACCAAGAACGCUAACGUUAACGUGUGCAAUAAGAGCGGACUUACACCACUCCACUUGGCAGCUCAGGAGGACAAGAUCAAUGUUGCAGAAGUCCUUCUCAACCACGGGGCUGAUGUCAACCCACAAACUAAAAUUGGUUACACACCUCUGCACGUGGCCUGUCACUAUGGCAACGCAAAGAUGGCAAACUUCCUGCUGCAGAAUCAUGCCAGGAUAAAUGGCAAAACAAAGAACGGGUACACUCCUCUCCAUCAGGCGGCUCAGCAGGGCCACACCCACAUCAUCAACCUGCUGCUUCAGCACGGGGCCUCGGCCAACGAACUCACUGUGAACGGGAACACUGCCCUGUCCAUCGCCUGCCGUUUAGGGUACAUCUCCGUGGUGGACACUUUGAGGCCAGUGACGGAUGAAAACCUGACCUCCAUGAGUGCAUCAGAGAAACACAAAAUCAACGUCCCAGAGACCAUGAACGAGUUCCUCGACAUGUCAGACGAUGAAGUCCGGGCCAAUGUGCCGGAAACUCUCAAUGAGGAGUCUUUUUCAGAUGGUGAUGAAGGUGAGGAUGCAAUGACUGGGGACACGGACAAAUACCUGCGGCCUCAGGACCUCAAAGAGCUGGGGGACGACUCUCUCCCUCAGGAGGGGUACAUGGGUUUCAGCAUUGGAGCCCGUUCAGCCAGCCCUAGAAUCAGCCUCCGCUCCUUCAGUUCGGAUAGGUCCAACACACUCAACCGGAGCUCCUUCGCUCGGGACAGUAUGAUGAUUGAGGAGAUUCUGGCCCCCACAAAGGACACACUUCAGAGUGUCUGUAAAGACAUCUCCUACUUGGUUGACCCCCUCAAUAAGCACCUGGCUGUGACCAGAGACUACAGCGCCGAGUGUAUGCGACGCUACAGCUGGACACCAGACACUAUGGACCACAGCCACAACACUGUGUCCAGCCCCAUUCACUCUGGCCUCUCCUCCCCGCUCCCUCAGUAUGACUCCAGGUUCUUGGUCAGCUUCAUGGUGGAUGCCCGUGGCGGUUCCAUGAGAGGCAGCCGCCACAAUGGCAUGCGCAUCAUCAUCCCUCCCAGGAAGUGCACGGCGCCCACACGUAUCACCUGCCGCCUGGCCAAAAGGCACAAGCUGGCCUACCCCCCUCCUAUGGUGGAGGGAGAGGGGCUGGUGAGCCGUCUGGUGGAGGUCGGACCUGCUGGGGCUCAGUUCCUAGGUCCUGUGAUUGUGGAGAUCCCCCAUUUUGGUUCCAUGCGGGGUAAAGAGAGGGAGCUGAUUGUGUUACGGAGUGAAAACGGGGACACGUGGAAGGAGCACCAGCCAGACGCCAGACCAGAAGACCUCAUUGACCUGCUGGCUGGAAUGGAAGAAGAGCUGGACAGUCCUGUUGAGCUCGAGAAGAAGCGUAUUUGCCGCAUCGUCACCAGAGAUUUCCCUCAGUAUUUUGCUGUGGUGUCGCGGAUCAAGCAGGAGUCGAACCACGUGGGUCCUGACGGGGGUCUCCUGUCCAGCAGCACCGUGCCCAUGGUCCAGGCCUCUUUCCCACAGGGGGCGCUCACCAAGAGGAUUCGUGUUGGCCUGCAGGCCCAGCCUGUGCCCGAUGACCUGGCACGGGCAAUUCUUGGGAACAGGGCAACCUUCAGCCCCAUUGUUACUGUCGAGCCCAGGAGGCGGAAGUUCCACAAGCCCAUCACCAUGACGAUCCCUGUCCCACCUCGAUCGGCAGAAGGCCACCGCGGGGACUCUGCACCCUGCCUGCGUCUGCUCUGCAGCAUCACAGGAGGGAUGUCUCCUGCUCAGUGGGAGGACAUCACAGGGACCACACCGCUGUCCUUUGUAACUGACUGCGUCUCCUUCACCACAAAUGUGUCGGCCAGGUUCUGGCUCGCAGACUGUCACCAGAUUCCUGAGACGGUGAGUCUAGCGUCUCAGUUAUACCGGGAGCUGAUCUGCGUGCCGUACCUGGCCAAGUUUGUGGUUUUCGCCAAGAUGAACGACCCCGUUGAGGCUCGGCUGCGCUGCUUCUGCAUGACCGACGACAAGGUGGACAAAACCCUCGAGCAGCAGGAGAACUUUGAGGAAGUGGCACGCAGCAAAGACAUUGAGGUUCUGGAGGGCAAGCCUAUCCAUGUGGACUGUUAUGGCAACCUGUCUCCUCUCACUAAAAGUGGGCAGCAGCUGGUUUUUAACUUCUACUCUUUCAAGGAAAACAGACUUCCAUUCAAUGUGAAGAUCAGAGAUAUGGGCCAGGAGCCAUGUGGCCGUCUCUCCUUCCUGAGAGAGCCAAAAUCCAGCAAAGGCCUUCCACAGACUGCCAUAUGCAAUUUGAAUAUCACACUGCCAACACACAAGAAGGAUAUGGAGUCUGAUCCUGAUGAUGAGACUGAAAAGCCAGAACGACGCCAUACCUUUGCCUCCUUAGCUUUGCGUAAGCGCUACAGCUAUUUGACCGACCCAGCAGCGAGUCCCCAAAGUCCUUGUGAGCGAACAGAUUUGCGGAUGGCUAUCGUCGCAGAUCACCUGGGACUUAGUUGGACAGAGCUGGCUCGGGAGAUGAACUUCACAGUGGAUGAGAUCAACCACGUCAGAUUAGAGAACCCCAACUCUUUGACAGCGCAGAGCUUCAUGCUUCUUAAGAAAUGGGUCGGUCGGGAAGGGAAAAAUGCCACAACGGAUGCCUUAUCUGCAGUGCUGACCAAAGUCAAUCGGAUGGAUAUUGUGACUUUACUGGAGGGCCCAAUAUUUGACUAUGGUAACAUUUCAGGCACGAGAUGUUUUGCCGAUGAUAACGCUGUUUUCCAGGAUCAGGCUGAUGAUUAUCAGAGCAUUUUAGCGGAGUUGCAGUCCCCCGCUGCACUGAACUCUGACCCCAAUUUCCUGGAGCCCGAACUCCCCGUCACCCCCAAUCCUUCCCUUGAUCCCAACCAGCACUACCACUGUUACCCAGAACCAGACACCCCUCUGUUGGCGGACUCCCAGCAGCCACAGCCCCUGCCCUGGAGCCCAGGGAUAGAGCCCGGUAGCGGAGAACCUGACAGCCCCCCUAGGAGUCCCCCCAGACCCUGUGAGCUUGCCCUGUCCUUCCCAGUAUUUGACAUCCCAGAUACUGUUCCUCGUAAGGUCAGCAAGCCCCACAUUGCCCUGAACGACCAGCUGCUUCUGAGUGAGGAGGAGGACAGAUCCUAUCAAGAAAUGGAGCUGAGCCACAGGCCCAGGUCACGCUCCUUCCCUGCCAUGUUUGACUCAGACAUUGACAUGGCUUUCUCCACAUCCUCCCCUUCACUCUCAUCAAUAUCAUCCAUCACCCCUUCAUCGCCUGACAGAUUACUAAUGGGACACAAAAGAGCGCAGAUGGGUGCUCCCAAUAGCGCACAAGAGGUUGUAGAUUUGAAAGGAGGUGAAAAGAACGUGACAAAAGAAAUACAGAAGGUUGCCGAGAUGGUUUCAGCAGAGUUAUCGGAGGGAAAGUACUCAGUGGAAAAGUGGAUGGAGCAGGACUUAAUACAAAAUGUUGACAGAAAGUGUGAGAUGGUUACAACAGAUAGGCUGACGAUGGCAGAAGAAACCAUCGGCAUUUUGUUGGAACAGAAGGAUGGAUCUGCAGAGGAAGAGAACGUUGUGGCGAAUGCACUGCAAGAUGGGAAUAACAGGGAACACUGUGCGGUAGAAGAGGAAAGAGAUGUGCAAAAUCUGUCAGAAGAACAGCAUAAAAUCAUAAAAAUCGGGUAUGAAGUGGAAAACGAUGAUAAAAAAGAGUGUGUUAAUGUAACACCUGAGGUUCAAAAUGUUGAUGGGGGCAGUGAGGAAAGGGUCUACGAGGAUGACAGAAUAGAUGACACAGAUGGAGAGCUGCAGUUUGAGGGCAUAGAACGGUUGUGCGGCAGUGAAGGAGAGAUUUGCAAGGCAUUGGAAGGGGGCGAAACAGCCCAGGAGGAGGUUGUCAGUCCUCUCUCCCCUCAGGCCUGGGUUGAGGCACUUGAGGAACGUCAGCCGAGGGAUUCUGGGUCCAAUGAAGAGGAGGAGGAGGAGGAGGAGGAGGAGGAAGCGAGAGACACAGAAAACACAGAAGAGCCAUUAGGAUCUCUGUGUGAGGAGGUCGAGAAAGAAGAUGGCUCAGAGGAAAAUGAGGAGGACGAAGAGAUGAUCAAGGCCAGUAUUCAGGAGACUCUCGAUCAGGUUGAACAGGCAGAAAAAGACAUGUGUUCACUUUCAGGUUGGCACAGCGAUUCAUCGAGCGUCAAUGUUGAACCGCCAACGCCAGGCCGUAGUGUCAGCUCAGACCUGCUCGACAGGCGGGAAAGCCAAGAGAACUCCAGUGACUCCAUCACUUCCUCGUCAAGGGGCGAAUCAGGGCGGUCCCGGCACAACGGCGACAACUCAAAGCACUCACCUCAGGGCGGCUCAUCCGAAUCAUCAAAUGGCAAAAAGGAAGAAGGAGCACUGGUGUCCGAGAAAAAAGUUCAGCAGCAUGUUAGUGUAGAUUCCGGUUCAGAGGAAGAACAGACUGUAACUACCAGAAUCUUCCGACGCCGUCUCAUUUUAAAGGGAGAAGAAGCUAAGAAUAUCCCAGGGGAGACUAUGACAGAGGAACACUAUAUGGACCGGGAUGGUAACCUCAUCAGUAGAAAAGUAAUCAGAAAGGUUAUACGGCGGAUGUCUACUCCCACGCCAGAUAACCAAGGAGAGGACAGGUGGCUCAGAGACCUUCAGCACAGUCCCAUCCUGCAGGAGGACGGACCAGAGCAAGGAGAGGGGUCGAGGAAUAGCAGGCGAAAGGAUGACAGAAGAUCAGGGGACAAAAAGCUCCACUCAUAGGGAUGGUUUUGCUCUACCAGAUCUGCAGGAACUAAGUGAAAUGGUUCCCGGUGUGAGGUGUUCAGAGGGCUGAAGGGUUCCGUUGUGAGGACUUCAGGCACAGUCCAGUUCGCAACAAUCUGCUUCAAACAAACGGUUUUCACACAAGAGGAGUCGACCCUUCUGACUAAACGCAUGAGCAUGAAAAACUCACCCGCCUGUCAAUCAGAGGACUGAGGGGUGGGGGGGGGGGUUCUCACUUUCUGACUGUAGUGGACCCACGGACAAUGAUUCUGCUUCCUGCUUUUUGUGUGAAACAACGUGUCUUCGGUCCACCAGUGUUGUGAGAGCCUUUGAAAGGAGCAUUGUUUGCUGUGAAAAUGAGUUGGGGAAAAAAGACUCCCCUGACCGACAACCACACAGGUGCAACUGUGACCAAAGAUGGCACAAGAGCUCAAUCCACAUGGAGGGUGGAAGGAAAGAAGUCGACACAAUAACACAAAAACAAAACGGAACACUUCUGAUACAACUUCAACACUCGCCUUAUAGUUUUUUCUUGAACCCAUUGUUGUCAAGAUGUAAAUUGUUUUGGGAUUUUUUUCUUCCUUUUUAAAACUUAAACUAACACAAAAGCUUUUUUCUGUAUAUAAAAUGACGAUGUGUAAAAAUCUUUAAAAAGGGGAUAAGUGACUGGUUGAGAACGCACUAAGGAGAGUUACCUUUUCAAGUGCUUUCAAAAUUUAUUGAAUUGGUUCCACUUUUAAAGAUUUGAGUGUAACUUCACAGGUUCUUGUAUAAUUAAUUAUUAGAGCUGGUAUAAUGUUUGUACAUGGGGAAAAAACAGCUAGUUUGAUUUUAACAGAACUUUCCAGAAAAUCACUUUUCAGUAAUGGAUCUAAUCCUACAAAAAGCAGCCUUUCAGAGUUCUCAUGUUUUCAUGCAUGCUGUUCACAUUAUUUUAAGUAAAAUUUUUACAAGUUUGCAAACACUGUAUUCAAACGACAAAUAAAACCCUUUAUCUGUGUACACAUAUAGCCCUCACAUUUGUCACCAAUUUUAUAUUUUAAAAUGAAAAGGGGUACCAUUAAACAUUAAUCAUGUUGGGGUGAGGAUGAAAAAAAGAACUAUAGCUUCUUGAGGGUGUUAUGUCUUGUCUGUUUAUGUGAAAACAGAGGGCAGCUUCUGCUAAGAGAACGAUUUAAUCUGAAUGUAAAUGCUAGUAGGCUGGCUCGCUGUAAAAUUAUAACUGUAUCGUGCGUAUUGGCUAUAAGGUGUAGGAGUCUCUGUACACUGUUAGACUGUUGGUAAUCAUUUUAGCAGUGUGUCAAUUUGGUUUUCUAACCGCUGCUGUGAUAUUUAAGGAAAACUGGGGCAUUUCAUUUUGGAUUUUUUGGUGAACUAUUUCCUUAAUUUAAAAGCUACUCACAUUAAGGACACAUAAAAACAUUAUUUGAUUGUAGAUCUAAAUAGCAUAUUGUAUGACAAAAACACUGGAUGGUCAAAAGCAAUUAUUUAAACAUUAAAUAAAUUGUGUUUAACUCUGAAACUGUGUGAUCUUUUUAGGCUUGAGAGUCUGUAUAUGCAGUGUCGAAUAGACUUGUUUUCACUAGAUCAUUGGCAAAAAAUCUUACUUUACAUUACAUAAAGGAUUAUCUUUGUAUUGGAUUUCAUUAGAUGCCCAUGCAGUUCAAGUGUGGUGUUCUACUGGUGAGAUGACUCAGUAUGCUGAUGUCUAUGCUGUGGACAUGAAAACUAUGUUUGUUUGUUUUUGUUUUUUUGAGGGGCUGGGGGGGGGGGGGGGGUUUCAAGGAAGUCAGGUAGGGUGCUGUACCACAUCCCCUUAUACUACUAUGUCAAUCAGGGGGUAGAGGAUCCUUUGAUAUGGUUGAACUAUCAAUUUUUGUCAAUUUUGUUUGAUAUGUGUUUUCACCUGAGCAGAUUUUUUGAUGUACAAUUCUUACUAACAAGAGUGAAGCCAUUGAAAUGUAACUAUUCUAGCACUUUGGUUAUUCAAGGUCUUUUAGAGGCUAUAGCAGCAAUGAUGCCACCACAAAUGUUUCAGACGUCUUUAAAAAAAAAUCAACCUAAAAAUGAAAAAAAAAAUAAAAAUGCAUUGAUUUCGCAAUAUAA
Labrus mixtus (cuckoo wrasse) is the source of this 9579-nucleotide messenger RNA. Its product is annotated as ankyrin-3-like. Gene Ontology annotation, cellular component: T-tubule. The transcript is spliced from 49 exons. NCBI's taxonomy places the organism in Eukaryota, Metazoa, Chordata, Actinopteri, Labriformes, Labridae. The coding region runs from base 598 to 7470 and encodes 2290 amino acids. Gene Ontology annotation, molecular function: protein binding. The record is from RefSeq and is a predicted model, not a curated record. Gene Ontology annotation, biological process: protein localization to T-tubule; regulation of cardiac muscle contraction; signal transduction.